This is a messenger RNA of Mercenaria mercenaria, 1827 nucleotides long. RefSeq lists its product as uncharacterized. The transcript is spliced from 8 exons. The record is from RefSeq and is a predicted model, not a curated record. Bases 134 to 1096 code for a protein of 320 amino acids. NCBI's taxonomy places the organism in Eukaryota, Metazoa, Mollusca, Bivalvia, Venerida, Veneridae.
AGAUACCAUAACUGUAUUGAUUAAUGGACUAAAAAACAAAAUGGCUUACUACAAACAUUUAUUAUUUCCUACACGAAAUAAAUGAAAUGAGGACAAAUAUUUUUAAGUAAUGUGAACAUUCCUGUUUGGAGUAAUGAAUCCUCUGAUAAUAGUUUAUUUACUGCAAAUAGCAGUUUCCCCGUCGUUGCAAGUAUGUUCGAGUGUUCCGGAUGCCUUAGAUGGUGUCUGGACCAGCACAAGUUUAGAAACAAUCACUAUAUCGUCAUCUGCAAUGACUCUUUCCAUGACGAAAACGUUUCACUCUUCGCUGUCAGGUAGCAACUUUGAAUGUGUUUUGAAUUCUGGCACACAAUACGUCUUUAAGAUGAAUGAGACGGUGCCAAUCUUAAGUGGAACCCUCCAGGUCUACCCCUACGGUUGUUUUGACUUCAGGCAAGCCGGCACAUACUCGUAUUAUUUCUAUCUUAAUUCAGCUGAAGAAAUAACGUUAGGUGAUUUAAGAUUCAAGGCAGUAUUGUCAGGAAGCGUUGACACUAUCACCUCUCUCACUGAUAUAUGUGAUUCAUCUACAGUGGAUACGGCAGAGUUUUACACUAUGAUAAAAUCAGGUUCUGAGUCUGAAGCUAUAUCAGCGGUGCAGUGCCCUGACAAUAUCCUAGGUUUAUUCCAGUACACCUACACUGAUCAGACCGGCACGUACUGUGAAUCUGUGAACACAUCUACUGUUAUAGCCUGCAGUAACCAGAGCUAUGCUGAAUUAGAAAUUGACAAUACAGGAUGUACUACAAAGGAACCUUUUUAUUCCGCUGGCGGCCAGGUAGGAUGUAUUGCAAACGUAUACAAGUCCAGUACUGAUACAUACUAUACCUCGUACUACAACAGGGAUACGUCUUUAUCAACAACUUCCUAUCAGUUCACAUGUGUGGCUAUGCAGAAGACUUCAAAUGGAACUGUGUUCUUGAGUUUGAUGCCGACAGAUUGUGUGUCUGGGCAAUCCGCUACUGUCAUGCCUACAAAAGGGACACUCCAAGGUGCCACUAUGGUGUUAGAACCAACAUAUACAUGUAAAGAGAAAUAUUUUGCACACUUGCAGUGAGAUUUGAUGAUGCACAUGGAUAUAUAUGAAGAGAAUCACAUAAAUAUUUAACAUUAACGCAUGUAAUUCUUUAAUUAGCUGCACAGAAGACAAACAUUGAAAUGUUAUUUAUAAAGAGCAAACUGAAAUGUUAAUUUGCCUAACUAAAUAUUUUAAGAGUGCUAAAGAAUUUAUGCAAUGAGUUGUUGAGAAUAUUUAUGCAACGAGUUAGUGAGAAUAUUUAUGCAAUGAGUUAGUGAAAAUAUUUAUGCAAUGAGUUGGUGAGGGUAUUUAUGCAAUGAGUUGGUGAGGGUCAGCACAAGAAUCAGCAAUCUGUAAACUAUGUACGAGGUACUAAUCCAUGUUUUGUUAAAAUGAGCACCAUGGUAUAUGUUAUUUUCAUUUCUAUUUUUGUUUUGAAACUUUGCAACGUAAUUCUUACCUGCACAAGAAAGAAGAAAAUGGCCCCUCGGGGAUAAACAGCAUGUGUGAAGUGUAUGCACACGCCUCUCAACCUUAUAGUGUUUGUUCUGUUGCUUUUUGAUAGCGUUAUAAGCGUUCACUUCAACACAUUUGAUUUUAUCUGGAUUCUUGAUGAAUUUUGAUAUUACGAUUGUCAUUUUUGUAUUUCAUUUGCCAAAGUCAUCUUAUCCAUUUUUGCUUUCAAAUAUUAUACUGAUUUGGUUUCAUUUUCCCCCUUGAAAUCAGUAAGAACGAAUCUCACUUUAGAAUAUUUAUAAAUGUUUGCGAAA